Molecule: messenger RNA, 4689 nt
Organism: Myxocyprinus asiaticus (Chinese sucker)
Lineage: Eukaryota; Metazoa; Chordata; Actinopteri; Cypriniformes; Catostomidae
Gene: mybpc1
Product: myosin binding protein C1
Exons: 32
Coding region: 208-3822 (1204 amino acids)
Molecular function (GO): protein binding
Source: RefSeq, a predicted model, not a curated record
CACUGUCCUGCAUUGCCAUCAACUCAUCCUCAUCUACUGCCACAAUCUCUGGUGCAGCUUUCUUCACUUCCAGCUUUCAUUUCUCCACCCGAACAACCCCUGGCUUAGGGACACCCCAUCACAACCACAAAGUGACCUAGGGCUGGCAGCCCGGACUCACCGCUGAACUCCUCCGACUGGUGCCCGUCCACUGGAUAACGGCUCAACAUGCCUGAGCCCACAAAGAAAGAUGAUGGCCAACCUGAAGAGAAUGUUGCCCCUGUUGACGCCCCAUCUGAGAAUUCAAUUGAGAUGACCCCAACAGGUAAAGAUGAUGAUGUCACGGCCAGCACCCCAUCACCUCCACCCCCAGCAGAGGAUGGCAACAUACCCAAGAAACUUUCUAUUGACCUUCCUAAUGAUAGCGACCCUGAGUCAACCAGGGGGAGAAAGGACUCAGUGUGGUCACUGGGGGAUGGGCAGGCUCCUGAGGAAAUUGACAAGCAGAUGGACAGUCCGCCCCUCUCAACUCUGUUGAUUGAAAAGCCGCAGAGUGGCUCCAUCACUGUAGGUGGUGACAUCACCUUCAUUGCUAAGGUGGAGGCCAAAGACUUGCUUCGUAAACCGACCAUUAAGUGGUUUAAGGGCAAGUGGAUGGAUCUGGCUAGCAAGACAGGGAAACACCUGCAGCUAAAAGAGUCUUUUGAUCGCUUUACAAAGGUACACACCUUUGAGAUGCACAUCAUCAAGGCAAAGGACAAUUAUGCUGGGAAUUACAGAUGUGAGGUCACCUACAAAGACAAAUUUGAUAGCUGCUCUUUUGACCUGGAGGUCAAAGAAAUUCCAGAGGUUUCUCAGAGCAUUGAUAUUCGCUCAGCUUUCAAAAGAAGCAGUGAAGGCCAAGACGAUGCAGGCGAGCUUGACUUUAGUGCGCUUCUCAAACAUAGGGAGCACAAGCAAGAAGAAACUCCCGAAGUGGACGUAUGGGAGAUUCUGAAAAACGCUCGACCCGAUGAAUAUGAGAAGAUUGCUUUUAUGUAUGGCAUUACGGAUCUCAGAGGCCUGCUGAGAAGACUCAAGAAAACCAAAAAGGAAGAGAAGAAGAGUGAAGCAUUUGCUAAGAGAUUGGAACCUGCAUAUCAGGUGGACAAAGGUGGGAAGAUUCGAUUAGUGGUGGACCUUGCUGACCCGACUGUGGAGUUAAAAUGGUACAAGAAUGGACAAGAGAUCCGUCCUACCCCAAAGUAUAUCUUUGAACACAAAGGCACUCAGAGGAUAAUGGUUAUUAACAACUGUCAGACAAAUGAUGAUGCUGCAUAUUCAGUCACAGCAGGAGAUGAGAAAUGCACCACUGAACUGUUUGUCAAAGAACUGCCUGUGAACAUAGUGAAGCAGCUGGAGCCAGUGAAAACUACAGUGAAUGAGAGAAUUGAACUGGAGUGUGAGGUGUCAGAGGAAGGGGCAAAGGUUAGAUGGAUGAAGAACGGAGUGGAGGUCCCCACAGGUGUGCGAUCACGGUACCGUGUGAAAUCUGAGGGAACCAAGCACUGGCUGAUCAUUGAGGAUGCUUCAAAAGACGACACCGGCACAUACUCCCUGAUGGCCACCGGGGGCACCUCUCAAGCGCACGUUCAAGUUGACUUGAAGCCUCUGAAGAUUCUGCAGGAUCUACAGAGCAUGACAGUGUUGUUAGGUCAGCCACUCAAGUUGUCCUGUGACAUUUACCCUGGGAAUAUCCCGGGUCGCUGGUACAGGAACGGCCAGCUGAUCCAGCCUAACGACCACAUCAACAUUUUGCAUAGAGCCAAGAGUCACAGCCUUGACAUUGAGAGCUCGACCAUUCAUGAUGCUGGUGACUACACCUUUGUUCCAGAGGGAUACUCGCAGACACUGAGUGCCAAAGUGCACAUCAUAGAUCCUCCCAAAGUGCAUUUAGAGGCACUUAAUGUCCAGGACAACACUGUGAUGAUUGUAGCUGGAAACAAACUCCGCUUGGAGAUCCCCAUUAGUGGAGAACCAGCACCCAGAGUGGUUUGGAUGAAGGGAGAAAGGGUCAUUCUAGAUACAGGCAGUCGAGUUCGGGCCGAGACAUUUGCAGACCACACCUGCCUCACUAUUGAUGUCACAGAAAGAGAAGACACUGGUAACUAUAAGAUCGUCCUUCAGAAUGAGGCUGGAGAGGAUACAGCCAGUAUUAAAGUCAAAGUUGUGGAUAUCCCAGAUCCCCCCGAAUCUCCUCUAGUUCCUAAUGUAGGUGGAGACUGGUGCACUAUGACAUGGGAGCCUCCACGUUAUGACGGUGGUUCCCCCAUUCUUGGAUACUUCAUUGAGCGAAAGAAAAAACAGAGCUCACGGUGGAUGAGGCUGAAUUUUGAUCUUUGCAAAGAGACCACAUUUGAGCCCAAAAAGAUGAUUGAAGGUGUUCCCUAUGAGGUGCGAAUCUUCGCUGUUAAUGCCAUCGGUGCCUCCAAACCCAGUGAACCCUCCAAACCUUUCAUUCCAUUGGCUGUGACCAGUGAGCCCACAAUGUUGGUGGUGGAUGAUGUCACAGAUACUACAGUAACUAUGAAGUGGAGGCCUCCAGACACCAUUGGUGCAGCAGGACUUGAUGGAUACCAAAUUGAAUACUGCAUCGAAGGAACUGAUGACUGGAUACUGGCUAAUAAAGAGCUGACAGAAAAAACAAAGUACACCAUAACUGGUCUGCCAUCCACGGAGAAGAUCCUAGUGCGUGUUAAGGCCAUAAAUGCUGCUGGGGCCAGUCCACCCCGUACUACACAACACUCAAUACUGGUGAAAGAAGUCAUUGAGCCUCCUAAAAUACGCAUACCACGACAUUUAAAGCAGACGUACGUUAGAAAAGUUGGCGAAGUUGUAAACCUUGUUGUGCCAUUUAUGGGAAAACCAAGGCCAAAGGUCACCUGGUUGAAAGAGGGUCAGCCUAUUGACCAAACCAUCAGCAUUCGCAACUCAGAGUGCGACAGCAUCAUCUUCAUUCGCAAAGCAGAGCGAAAGCAUUCUGGGAAAUACGAACUGACUGUACAGGUGGAGAAUCACGUCGACACAGCCGUGUUGGACAUACAGAUAGUUGACCUUCCAGGCCCACCACAGGCUGUAAAGAUCGAAGAGGUCUGGGGUAAUAACGUAGCAUUGGACUGGAGCCCACCGAAGGACAACGGCAAUGCAACCAUAACAGGCUACACCAUCCAGAAAGCUGACAAAAAGACUAUGGAGUGGUACACAUGUGUGGAGCAUUACCAUCGUACCUGCAUCACAAUCUCAGAUCUGGUGGUGGGUAAUGAGUAUUUCUUCAGGAUCUAUUCAGAGAACAUGGUGGGCUUGAGUGAAAGUGCCACUACCACUAAAGACAGUGCUCUCAUCGUAAAGGAAGGGAAAUUUCCCCAUGAUACAGCUUUCGGCUUGUAUCAUGCACAGUCACCCUCUCCCCGUCCCUUCCCCUCUCACUCUUCCUCCUCCUCCUUUUCCUCUCACUCUCGAUCAGGCUUGCACCUGAAGAACCCUGAAUACAAUGACCGUGACUUCUCCGAGCCGCCCAGCUUCACUCAGCCACUAAUCAACACCUCCGCCAUCGCUGGGUACAACGCCACCCUCAACUGCAGCGUGCGUGCCAACCCUAGGCCUAAGGUGAUCUGGAUGAAAAACAAAAUUACCAUCAUAGACGACCCACGUUACCGCAUGUUCAGCAACCAGGGCGUGUGUACGCUCGAGAUCCGCAAGCCCAGCCCGUUUGAUGGAGGUGUAUACACCUGCAAGGCAGUCAAUGACCUUGGAGAGGCUCAGGUGGACUGCAAACUAGAGGUCAAAGUCAUCACUCAGGAAUAGUUACUCUAUUGUUCUCAUCCAGGAGGUUUUACAUUCUGUGAGCUGAUGAAGCGAGGAGUUCCCUUACACCUCAUUGAUAAGUACAUGAACGAGCCUAAGAACUCUGAAUCAGACAAGAAGGGGUCCAACUGAUGGCUGAUUCACCCAUGAUUACCAAGAAAACUAUUUCUACCAAUACUCCCAAUAAUGUCACCAGUGUCUAAACUUUGGCAUGGUAUGCUGUGUUUAGACAUGGAUCUAUAUUUAUCAUUGAAAAGUAUAUUCUUCACCAGUAUUGUCUGUCACUGUGCUAUCAUGUGAAGUGCCAUUAAACUCAAAUGCAUGCCUUUAGUGAACUGGGUUGUAGCUUCAAAAUGUAACACAUAUAGACAUGUUAUUGUGACAUUGACAGAGCAUUCAGUUACAGAUAUGGUGAUGCAGUUAACAUAUGCUUUUCUGGGUUUUUGGAGACGAGGGUGGACUGAAUAGAGCACAAGUCUUGGUUUUGCUGUUUUUCUUUUCUUUUUUUCCUGGUUGUUUGAUUUUUUUUUCUCUCUGGAGUUUUCCCAACCCCUUUCCUACAUUCUGUAGUGAAUGUACUGAAUGUACUCUCUGUGCAAUGCAACAACCACAUAGAUCUGAAAUAUCAGUAUUGUCCUGUUGUCAGAUCAGACAUCAGAAAGAAAGAUCAGAAUGUCAGACUUUAAUGUUGCGUUUGUCUGCGGUGUCUUGACAAUACUUGCCAAUGUUCCAUUUAGCAUGACUGAGUUGAAUAAAUAUCAAUGAAUGAAAAAAAAAAACCUGUUUCUUUUGACCCUUUAUGCAAAGAUGUGAAUGACAGCCUUGGAAAAAGAACAACUGAUGGCUUUAAACAGGGUUGCACAACCA